Molecule: messenger RNA, 1948 nt
Organism: Aaosphaeria arxii CBS 175.79
Lineage: Eukaryota; Fungi; Ascomycota; Dothideomycetes; Pleosporales
Product: amino acid transporter
Exons: 7
Coding region: 1-1650 (549 amino acids)
Biological process (GO): transmembrane transport
Cellular component (GO): membrane
Molecular function (GO): transmembrane transporter activity
Source: RefSeq, a predicted model, not a curated record
AUGGAAAAGGCAGUCGAACUGCGGACUCUAGAUGAUGAAGUCCUCCAUAACCGGGGCAGGGGCUCCGUAUUGGCGGAGAAGGUCGCUGGCGACUUCGACCGCGAUCGAUAUGAAUUAGCCCGGGCAGGAAAGCAGCAGGUCUUGAAGCGUCGCUUUGGGUUGGUGAGCAUGACUGGGUUGUCGUGCGGUUUGAUGUGCACAUGGGAGAGUUUGCUUGUUGUGUUUGCGAUAGGCUUCCAGAAUGGCGGUCCGGCUGGUUUAAUAUACGGCUUUCUACUUGUCUGGCUAGGAAAUCUUUCAGUAUUCAUCGCCAUCGGCGAGCUCUCCAGUGCUAUCCCCACUGCCGGAGGGCAAUACCAUUGGGUAUCAUUGCUAGCACCGCGAUCAAGCAAGAAAUUCUUCAGUUACAUGACCGGAUGGCUCACUGUCGUCGGUUGGAUUGCUGCACUCACGGCAGUUUGCUUCUUCGUUGCGGACCUUACCAUGAGUCUAGUCCAACUGAACCACGGGGGCUUCGAAAAGUCCGGGUGGCAGGGGACGAUGCUGAUUUGGGCCGCCCUCGUGGUUUGCGUGAUCAUCAAUAUCUUUAUUAGUGGAGCGCUGCCCACGAUCGAGGUUGUUGUGCUUAUCAUCCAUACCCUGGGAUUCUUCGGCAUUUUAGUGCCUAUUGUGUACCUCACCCCUCAGCACAACUCCAUCAGCGAUGUGUUUACGACAUUCAACAAUGGAGGCGGAUGGAAUAGUAAAACCCUGGCAUUCUUUGUUGGAAUACAAGGCAAUGCGCUAUGUUUUGUUGGGACAGAUUCACCCGUACAUAUGUCGGAGGAGGUCAAAAACUCCACUCGGGACGUUCCACGCUCGAUGGUGCUGAGUCUGCUCAUUAACGGAUGCCUUGCAUUGGGCAUGCUUUUUGCGGUCCUAUUCAGCACACCUGAUAUUCCUGAUUUGCUGGGCGAAGGGCAUCUCAUGAUUCAGGUCUUUCAUCACACGGUCGGGUCCAGGGCUGGAGCUACUAUCAUGACCAGUAUCAUCAUAGUACUUGAGUUUUGCAGCGCCUUGGGAUGUCUAGCCGCCGCAUCCCGGAUGACGUGGUCGUUCGCGCGAGACAGAGGACUCCCCUUCUCGCGCUAUAUCAGCAUGAUCGACAAACGUACCACGAUACCGGUGGUAGCUAUUAUCGUAGUCACCAUUCUCUCAGCUACCCUAUCACUGAUCAACAUCGGGAACAACACUGCUUUCAACGGCACAAUCUCUCUCGUCUUGGAGGGCUUCUAUAUUUCCUAUCUACUCGCACUCGGACUACUUCUCUGGCGCCGAGUACGCGGCGACAUUCAUUGCAGCCACUCGUCAACCCUCACCGCAUUCAGCUCGGCCUCACCCUCGGAGACAUUCGAGCACCACCUUUCCUGGGGUCCAUGGCGUCUCAAGGGCCUCCUUGGAAUCGCGAACAACGCCGUUGCGAUCUGUUACCUACUGCUGCUGAUAUUCUUCAGUUUCUGGCCGAAUGCAGUCGCGGUGACGCCACAGAACAUGAACUGGGCGGUCGUGGUCACGGGAUUCGUGGUGUUGUUCAGUAUUGGAUACUACCUGAUCUGGGCUCGAAAGAGCUACACCGGACCGAUCGUGGAGGUGGAUCUCCACGAGUUGUGAGCCCCGUUCUGCACGCGGAUACAGAAUCGGAUUGGAUUGAAGUAUGUGGCAUGGUUGGAAGCCGCAGCUGUACGCUAAGAGGUGGUGGAGGAAGAAGAGGUCCAAAGGAUACACACUCGUUAUUUUUUUUCACGCUCAUUCCCAACGGCCGAUCACUUGCAUUUUUUCUUUUUUCUCUUUCCUUCCUCCUUUGGAUCGGGCAAAAACCUCAUGUGGUAGAGGUAGACAUUGUGGGCGGUACGAUUGUUUUCCGGCGCUUAGCUAGCCUAGCAGUAACAGUACACAAAUGCUAUACGAG